CGUGGCGGGCACCGGCCCGAAGCCUGUAAGUCUGGGGACCCCUGCUUUAGAGAGUGCUAGGUCCUCCUCUGAAGAGGAUUUCUCCAGGAGGGACAUUUCAGUUACAGAGUGUCCAAAUCUGUACAAAUUUGAAAUGUUCAGAAUGCCAUCUUGUUUCAAAGCACUACCCCAUCCUAGGCACAUGUAGACCAAAACUUGUUCCUUAAUCUCAGAAACAAGUCCAUGCCAAAUUUGGUUACGAUAUCCUAAGAGGUCGUUCUGAAUGCAUAGACAAUAGACAUUAAAGCUUUCCAAAAUAUCGAGAUAAUAUAGAAAGAUUAACAUUUUAGUACCUUAGAGUUAGGAAUAACGCUUUCCAUUCCAGCUUUUCUCAGUAACCGCAAGGGAUUCCUCCAGCCAUUUUUAAAAUCUAGGUUUUCUGCUUUAUCCAACAUUUAACACCGAUAUUGAUAUUCUUGAACUACAGCUCCCAUCCUCCCUGAGACCAUGUUGGAGUCUAACCUAAGGUUACCAGAUUUAUUUCAAUGAAUCCAGGGACUAAAUAAAUAAAUAAACGACCCCGCGCACCUCUCACCCAGCAGCAGCGCCCAGCACCCUGUCUUUAGCCCCUACUCCGAGUCCCCAUAUGAUGUGUCUUGUGCGCAACACAUCAUAUGGGGACUUCCAGUGAGGCAAAAUGGUGGGCACCACAUUAGCGGGCAGCACUUAAAGCUAGCCAGAGCCAACUGUGCUACUAGGCUGGCUCCGGGCUGCUGAGACUGCUGCUGCUGCCGCCACGUUUCCUGGGGACAUUACGGUAGAUGAAAUCCAGGGAUGGAAUUUUUCCGGGGACAAAUUUGCAAAUCCGGGGACUAUCCCUGGGAAACGGGGACGUCUAGUAACCCUGGUCUAACCACAACUGGAGGGCCAUGGGAUCCCUGUAAAGAUCUCUGUAUCUCAACACCCAUUGAAAUUGAGCUAACCUGUUACAAACAAUGGUAAAACCUUAAAUCAUUAUCACCUUACUUGCUCCUUCAUUUAUUCACCUGUCAGCAUGAUUGAAUAGUGAGGGAGAAGUCUGACAGUUUUAAUUUCUCACUGCUUUUGAUUUUUCUCCACAUUAGUUUGUGAUUUAAAAAAACAACAUCCUAAUGAAAAAAUAUCAGCAUUCUAGUGUAAAUUUAUCCUAAUGCUGAUAUUCUGUAUGCAAUUUUGCCUAAUGUACAUCCUAUUGCAAAGUAACUUAUCCAUGUGUCUAGUUACAGGUAGGUAGCCGUGUUGGUCUGAGUCGAAGCAAAAUAAAAAAAUUCCUUCAGUAGCACCUUAAAGACCAACUAAGUUUUUAUUUUGGUAUGAGCUUUCGUGUGCAUGCACACUUCUUCAGAAGUGUGUGUUCAGCUUGAGUAUUUUUUUUAGAAAUUUGCAUUAAAUGUGAACUGAUUUAAAACCAAAAUUAGGUAAAUUUGCUUUUAAAAAAAAUCCUUCCAGUCUUCUUCUUCUUUGGCGAUCACUCAUAGCCGAGUAAGAUUGUCUUCCAUAAACACGAUUUUAACAAUGGGUCUGUAAGUGACUGAGGAGGCCAAUUCUGGAUCCACACAUCCUUCCACAGUGGGGACAUUGGUUUCCAGACAGGAGUUGAUCACAGUGUGGAUUUGCCAAGUGUGCCUUCCUCUUAGCACGUUUCUCCCUUGCGUCCUGAGUUUGAGUGUCUUCAAAGCCCAUGACACCUUUGGUAAAGGCUGUUCUCCAACUGGAGCGCUCGCAGGCCAGUGUUACUCAGUUGUCAGUUUUAUACUACAUUUUUUAAGAUUUGCCUUGAGACAGUCUUUAAACCUCUUUUGUUGACCACCAGCAUUACGCUUUCCAUUUUUAAGUUCGGAGUAGUUGCUCUCCUUCCAGCAGCAGGGUCAGAUAACCCCAUUCCCUCCUUCAUUUCUCUGAAGAAAAUAGGAAAAGCGGGACACUGGGAUCAAAUCAGAAACCGGGACAGCUUAGGAAAAUCUGGGGCUGUCGCUGGAAAAUAGAGACACUUGUGAGGUCUGUGACUUCAAUAUUUUAGAGUUGGGUACAACAGUUUCUAUUCCAGCAUUUCUCAGCAACUGUAAGAGUUGAAGAUGCAAAGAGAGAAUCAAGCUGCAAAAACUGUUUGCUCAGCCUGCUUUUCUAAUCUGGUCCCCUGCUUGCUUAAAACUGGCUUAACAUGGAUAACAAGCAUUCCGCUACACUCGCAGAUUUUUUGGACUACAAUUCCCAUCAUGCUCAUUCAUGCUGGCUGGGGCUGAUGGGAGUUGGAGUCCCAAACUUACUUUCUACAGACUGUCUCCCUCAAGAUUCUGUUAUGCAGCACAUUUUUGAAAUUGAGCUCAUCUGUCCUAAACAACCUUAAAUUCUCAUUGUCACCUCAUUGACUCACCUCCCUGUCCCCAUGAUGGAUUUGUGAAAGCAUUCCUGGGAAACUUAGCAGCACCAACGGGAAAAGGAGUGAAAUAAGUACGUAGUGGAGUAUCUAGCUCCCUGAAAUAGAAACAGAAACAGAAACAGAAACCAGAAAAAUACAAUUGCUGAAAGCCAAGGAAUCAGCCUUUUGCCUUUUCUCAAAAAUUGCUGUUUAAGUACAGGGGAGGUCAAACGGCAAGUCUUGCAUACAUCUCAGAAAUGUUUCAUAAGGCAACCAAAUCUUUUUCCAAGGAACUGGACCCAACAGGAGAUUUGAUCCCAGUACGAAGCGUUAUAGACCAACAUCAUUUUAGGCCUCUCUGCCUGGUUCAAAGAAAGAGAAAGCAGUCGUGGUGGCAGACCAGCCGUUUUCAGAGAACUGAAUACAAGCUAAGUGAUGUGCUGUUAUCGGGAGACCAUGCUGCAAAACUAGAAGUCCAUGGUUCAGGUUCAUUGACCGUUAUGGACCACGUAGAUGGAAAAGCGGAGGGAAAUAUUGGUGGGGGGGUUGAAGAGACAAGAGUAGAAGCGGCGGCAGCUGUUAGUAUGUCUCACUCGAGGUCUGUGAACGUGAGAAAGAUCUAUGUCCACUCCCAACUCCUCGAUUCUGCAACAAGAGAUGGGAAAAUCAACUUGCAACAUGAGUUCAUUAAACAAUCAAAGAUGAUUCAAAGGGACCUGUUUGUGAUCCAUGAGGCAGUGGAGACCAUGGAAGAGACAAAGUUCGAGGAAUCGAGCAAUGCUGAAGGCAACAUCUUUUACGACACCUGGAUCAAUCUGAAACUGAAGGGUGGCAGAGGCAGUAAAAAAGCAAUCAUCAUCCCCCAAUCCUGCAUUCUGGCAUUCAGAGCCAAGCAACUAUUAUUUGGAGAGAGAGAUGCAAGUAUUUUGCACUAUCCCUCCAAGGGAAGAGGAACUUUUGUGAUCUCAAAAAUCAUCAGAGUACAGGACAAGAGUAAAGCCAUACAGCACGAAGUUAAGGAAGAAUUUGUAGAAUUCUCGUCAUUAUCUGCAAUGCUGCGUGGCAAAUUUCUAACUUGCUUUCUGGUGAUAAUGAGAGAGAAUGACUUGUUGCAGGAACUGGAGCUCCAGCUGGAAGAGGCUCUUGAAGGCACCGGUCAAUUUGAGCUGAAGGCUGGCAAACCAGAGCUGCGAGACUUGGUGGAGAAUUUACAAGAUUCCAGUGGGGACAUUGUCACUGACCUUGUUAAGGCAGUCCUCUACUUCCUUUACGCUCUAGAUGAAUUGACAGAGGAGCAGCUGAUACUCCUGGCAGAAUCUGUGGAGAAGAAGAUUGUGAACAUUCAGCUUGCACUGGUCGAAAGCAUCCUAGAUAAGGACUUCAGCAGAAGAGAAAAAGUGUUUACCAUAGAAGCCAAGCUCUUAAGCGAAGAGGAAUUGAAUAUAACUGGAGCAAUCAUCCAACUGAGUGGAGUCGCAGUGCAAAAAAGUGGAUCCAGUCUUGCUGGGACUGGAAGUCCUGCUGAUUUCUCAGCUCUCUGUGCACUAUAUGUAGCUCUGUAUGCACUCAAUACCCUGUCUACAUAGGUAUCUACCCAUGUUUCUCCGAAAAUAAGACACCGUCUUAUAUUUAUUUUUCUUCAAAAAACCCCCACUAUGGCUUAUUUUCAGGGGAUGUAUUAUUUUUUCCCUCCUCCUCCUCCUCCUGCCGCGGCCAGCAUUGCUGCUGUGCCUAUCACUAUGUCUUAUUUUCAGGCUAUGGCUUAUAUUCCUUGAAUGCUUAAAAAUCCUGCUAUGGCUUAUUUUAUGGCUACGUCUUUAUUUUCGGAGAAACAGGGUAUAUGUUCAGAAGUCAGUCUCACUAAAUUCAAUAGAGCUUACUCCCAGGAAAGUGAGUACAGGGUUGCCGUGUUAGUCUUUUCUCCUCUUUGCAUUCUGACCCUCUAGAAUCCCACAGUAUGCACUUUGUUUACGCCUUUAAGUCUAAUGCUUGUUCAUGGAUAGAGAUCAUUGCUUUAAUCCAGUGCCCCUGCUGUCACCCUGCUAUCUAACAUGUAUAACUAAGGAUCAGUUCAGAUUUAAUGAGGAGCCAUGGUUUCCAUCCAUAAGAAUGAGCUGAAGAUUCCCCCUUCCACCUUCAUUUGUGCCUGCAAGAAGACUGAAGGUUUCUAAUCUUCUAACCAUCUUCACUCAGAGCCAUAGAACAGCCUAUUGGAAUGUGAGUAAUAUUUCUACAUGUGCCUUGAUCAUCUUCAAUAAAUCUAUGAAUGAGAGCUUUGUGGAGUUUUGUUAAUACUAUCCAGAAAGAGAGAAAUCUCCAGAUGGAACAAUGGGGGUUUCUGUGGUCCUCCAACGCCCAUCAGACCCAGCCAGCAUAGGCAAUAGUCAGAGAUUAUGUCCACCCUUUACCAAAAAGUUUGCUGUCUUCCCGCAACAUGUGAUUUCUACCCAAGCAGCUACUGAUAUGAACAGAUUCCGAUCAUUAUGCACUAGUUCCCCUUUCUAUUUCCAAAAGUGACAACAGAGCCAGAGCAACCAUUUGCCCAGAUAACAGUGCUGUGAAACUAAACACUGCUAUCCAAAUAUCUGUGAUCCUCUGACCAAGUCCACUGUAAAUGAAAUCAAAUUCCCUCUUCCCCACACCCCUUCCACCACGUAGGCACUAGCUCAGGCACCCCCAAACUUCGGCCCUCCAGAUGUUUUGGACUACAAUUCCCAUCACCCCUUACCACUGGUCCUGUUAGCUAGGGAUCAUGGGAGUUGUAGGCCAAAACAUCUGGAGGGCCGCAGUUUGGGGGUGCCUGCACCAGCUGCUUGUUAAAUAUGGUGAAGCUGCACAGGUGCCAAAUGCCACGAAUGAACAGAUGCCCUAACUCUUGCAGAAGUUGUGUGUAGUGGCUGCUGGAUCCAGAUUUUAAGUCAAAACACAUAUUAAAGAUCUAUUUUCUUCUAAUGUUGGUGUUUUAUUAAUCGGCAACAGUUAAGUGGGAGAAUCGUGUCUCAUCCAAAUCCUACUUGCUACCUUUUCCUCCAUAAGUAACUGCUACAUUAUAGUCACAAAAGUGAAGGAGCCAUAAUAUAGUUUUG
This is a messenger RNA of Zootoca vivipara (common lizard), 5463 nucleotides long. RefSeq names its product gasdermin A (gene GSDMA). NCBI's taxonomy places the organism in Eukaryota, Metazoa, Chordata, Lepidosauria, Squamata, Lacertidae. Gene Ontology annotation, molecular function: phosphatidylserine binding; phosphatidylinositol-4,5-bisphosphate binding; phosphatidylinositol-4-phosphate binding. The record is from RefSeq and is a predicted model, not a curated record. Gene Ontology annotation, biological process: pyroptotic inflammatory response; defense response to bacterium.